GCGCCCUAUACAGCUUCAACGUAGCUCUGACGUGUCACUGUCACAUUUUGUAAAGAAAAACAAUUUUCAGAUAUAUUAAAUCAUUUAAAUAAUCUAGAUAUUUAAUUAUGGCCCCACAGCCGGAAGUUGAUGAACUUUUCGAUGUAAAAAACUAUUUUUACAUAGGGAAUUAUCAACAAUGCAUAAACGAAGCAGCCAAGAUAAGAAAGCCCUCGUCUCCAGAAAUUGCAAUCCAAAGGGACAUUUUCACGUACCGCUCCUACAUAGCACAAAAUAAGUUUUUAGUUGUCCUCGAUGAGAUUCAAGGGGGAGCCCCAGCAGAAAUUCAACCCUUGAAACUUCUAGCAGAGUAUAUGCAAUCAAAAUCCAACAGAGCCGCCUUUUUGGACCAAUUAAAUCAGAAAAUUGAUGGUUCUCCUCAUAAUGAAACAUUGUCCAUAGUGGCGGCAACAAUUUUUAUUCAGGAGGGUAAUCUAGAUGGAGCUUACAGGUAUUUGCAUGCUUCAGAAAGUCUGGAAUCAUUGUCAUUCAUCAUUAAUAUACUACUAAUGCUGGAUCGUGUAGACUUAGCCAUUAAGAAAUUAAAAGAAAUGCAAGAAAAAGAUGAUGACGCCACUCUGACCCAAUUAGCACAAGCCUGGGUGCACACUGCUAUGGGUGGAGACAAGUUACAAGAUGCAUAUUAUAUCUAUCAAGAGUUAGUGGACAAGUAUGGAUCAACCCCUCUUUUACUUAAUGGACAAGCUGUAACAUUCCUUGGUCAAGGCAAGUAUGAAGAAGCAGAAUCGGCUUUACAAGAAGCUUUAGACAGAGAUCCAAAUAAUGCGGAGGCUCUUGUUAAUAUGAUUGCAUUGCAGAGGCAUUUGGAAAAUAAGAGCUCUGAUCAUCAGAUCAGUAGCAGAUAUUUAUCUCAACUAAAAGACGGCCAUCCUGAUCACCCGUACAUAAAGGACUUGAAGCAAAAAGAAAAUGAUUUUGAGAGAAUCUGCCAGCAAUACGCUCCUACUAACCCUGUUGUAGGAUAGAUGAAUGAAUAAUUUUCCUAUACAUUUUUAUUUAAAUCGUUACGUUUAUAAUGUGAAGUAUAAAAGUAUUAUUACUGAGUUAUACCUGCUUUUUUCAGAUGGACAAAUAAAUAAAAAGCAUACAAUUCUUUAACAA
Anthonomus grandis grandis is the source of this 1161-nucleotide messenger RNA. RefSeq names its product coatomer subunit epsilon (gene epsilonCOP). Gene Ontology annotation, molecular function: protein binding; structural molecule activity. The transcript has 5 exons. The record is from RefSeq and is a predicted model, not a curated record. Gene Ontology annotation, biological process: retrograde vesicle-mediated transport, Golgi to endoplasmic reticulum; endoplasmic reticulum to Golgi vesicle-mediated transport; intra-Golgi vesicle-mediated transport. Bases 108 to 1025 code for a protein of 305 amino acids. Gene Ontology annotation, cellular component: COPI vesicle coat. NCBI's taxonomy places the organism in Eukaryota, Metazoa, Arthropoda, Insecta, Coleoptera, Curculionidae.